This is a messenger RNA of Oncorhynchus mykiss (rainbow trout), 1629 nucleotides long. The record is from RefSeq and is a predicted model, not a curated record. NCBI's taxonomy places the organism in Eukaryota, Metazoa, Chordata, Actinopteri, Salmoniformes, Salmonidae.
AUGAUCAUGGGAGGUGUGAGAGAAUUGCUGCUCGUUGUGAUGACUGUGGGGGUUGUCAAAGUUUCUUGUUACCCUGUUGGAAAGUCCCAGAAGCAAGAUCAAGUCUCUCUGCAGAGGAGACUUGGAGAGCUGUCAUCAAAUGACGUCUCCAUUGUGCAUGCCCUGGCCUUGCUCAGAUCCAUAGGGUCUGACGCUAAACAAGCCAGAGAAGAGUAUUUAGAGACCAAUGAAGUAGAAUCCCAAGCUUCUCCAAACCAUGGUAGCUCUCCGGCAAAUGAUGCCCUGUCCUCUGAGGAGAAGCUGAGGCGCGUGUCCUCGGACGACGCCGCCACCUCUGAAGCUGCGACCGGCCCGUCUGGCGACGACGCCACCUCUGAAGCUGCGACCGGCCCGUCUGGCGACGACGCCACCUCUGAAGCUGCGACCGGCCCGUCUGGCGACGACGCCACCUCUGAAGCUGCGACCGGCCCGUCUGGCGACGACGCCACCUCUGAAGCUGCGACCGGCCCGUCUGGCGACGACGCCACCUCUGAAGCUGCGACCGGCCCGUCUGGCGACGACGCCACCUCUGAAGCUGCGACCGGCCCGUCUGGCGACGACGCCACCUCUGAAGCUGCGACCGGCCCGUCUGGCGACGACGCCACCUCUGAAGCUGCGACCGGCCCGUCUGGCGACGACGCCACCUCUGAAGCUGCGACCGGCCCGUCUGGCGACGACGCCACCUCUGAAGCUGCGACCGGCCCGUCUGGCGACGACGCCACCUCUGAAGCUGCGACCGGCCCGUCUGGCGACGACGCCACCUCUGAAGCUGCGACCGGCCCGUCUGGCGACGACGCCACCUCUGAAGCUGCGACCGGCCCGUCUGGCGACGACGCCACCUCUGAAGCUGCGACCGGCCCGUCUGGCGACGACGCCACCUCUGAAGCUGCGACCGGCCCGUCUGGCGACGACGCCACCUCUGAAGCUGCGACCGGCCCGUCUGGCGACGACGCCACCUCUGAAGCUGCGACCGGCCCGUCUGGCGACGACGCCACCUCUGAAGCUGCGACCGGCCCGUCUGGCGACGACGCCACCUCUGAAGCUGCGACCGGCCCGUCUGGCGACGACGCCACCUCUGAAGCUGCGACCGGCCCGUCUGGCGACGACGCCACCUCUGAAGCUGCGACCGGCCCGUCUGGCGACGACGCCACCUCUGAAGCUGCGACCGGCCCGUCUGGCGACGACGCCACCUCUGAAGCUGCGACCGGCCCGUCUGGCGACGACGCCACCUCUGAAGCUGCGACCGGCCCGUCUGGCGACGACGCCACCUCUGAAGCUGCGACCGGCCCGUCUGGCGACGACGCCACCUCUGAAGCUGCGACCGGCCCGUCUGGCGACGACGCCACCUCUGAAGCUGCGACCGGCCCGUCUGGCGACGACGCCACCUCUGAAGCUGCGACCGGCCCGUCUGGCGACGACGCCACCUCUGAAGCUGCGACCGGCCCGUCUGGCGACGACGCCACCUCUGAAGCUGCGACCGGCCCGUCUGGCGACGACGCCACCUCUGAAGCUGCGACCGGCCCGUCUGGCGACGACGCCACCUCUGAAGCUGCGACCGGCCCGUCCGGCGACGACGCCAUGGAUAUCUGA